AUGUGGCAGUUCUCAAAUCCCCAGGAUCACCCAGCCUGCAAGGCGGCGAGAACGCACGCUGAGGCUGUCACUGUGAUGCCAAGCCAAGGUCGCUCGCUUGAAUUUGAGGAGAAAGAUAUCCAUCACUCAGGAGGACCCCUCUCUGGAGGGGGCUAUGUAGGUAGCCUCUUGGAAUAA
Molecule: messenger RNA, 177 nt
Organism: Pyricularia oryzae 70-15
Lineage: Eukaryota; Fungi; Ascomycota; Sordariomycetes; Magnaporthales; Pyriculariaceae
Exons: 4
Coding region: 1-177 (58 amino acids)
Source: RefSeq, a predicted model, not a curated record